Penicillium oxalicum is the source of this 915-nucleotide messenger RNA. RefSeq lists its product as uncharacterized. Bases 1 to 915 code for a protein of 304 amino acids. Lineage: Eukaryota; Fungi; Ascomycota; Eurotiomycetes; Eurotiales; Aspergillaceae. The record is from RefSeq and is a predicted model, not a curated record. The transcript has 2 exons.
AUGGCACUACCACUACAGGAAGUAAUAUCACCACCGCAGAAAGAGACAUCACCGCCCCAGGAAGAGACCUCAUUGUCGCAGACAUCACCACUGUCACGGGAAGAGAUAUCAUUACUGCCGCGGGACGAGAUAUCACUACCUCACCGGGAAGAAACAUCACUAAGCAAAGAAGAGACAUCGCCACCAGAGGAAGAGAGAUUGUCGAGACAGCAUCAUGCGCCCAUUGUGAGCGUAGCUGCGAAAGCUCUGGCAGAGAAGGAUAUCCCAUUCGUGGAGUAUGGGGAGCAGAUACAGUGGCGCUACGGAGACCCUGCGGUCCUUCUGCGCGUGGAGUGGGCAGUCCCCGAUGCACUGCUCUCGCUUGCGUCAGAGAUUCUGUCAGACCUGGGUUUCCCUCAUGUGCCCCUGUCCACAGGAGCCGCUGCUUACUACGGAGAAUGGGACCGAGCUUGCAUUAUCCACAGGUUGGGCGAGAGAUGUCCGGUAUAUCUCUACCCGCUGUCAUUUAUCGGCCUUGAGCUUCAGGACACCUGCAAAGUCACAUCCACCUUUGACCGCACGCUCGAGAUCUUGACGCCCAAACCCAACAAAUAUAUGGUGUCGUUGCUUCGUCAUCUCCUCAGCCACCCGCUUAACGAUAGCUUCAGACUUCGAGUAAAAGAUGAUCCACUGUCUUUUAUAUGCUUUUACAUUUUGCGUGAAAAUCCCCUGAAGACGAAGGAUGGGGAAUGGGAUGACGAUGAGAGCGAAGAAGAUUACCAAAAUAGAGUUGGAGAAGCACUGAAGGAAAUGGGAACUUGGGAUUGGGGCGCUGGUGGAGAGGACUAUCUGAGAAUUUCUGUAUCUGUGAUCCGAGACUGUCGAUCUAUUGACCGGCUAGGAGGACUCAGGUACGCGCUGAAAAAAUAUCAAUAA